Messenger RNA from Phanerochaete carnosa HHB-10118-sp, 2159 nucleotides. RefSeq lists its product as uncharacterized. Lineage: Eukaryota; Fungi; Basidiomycota; Agaricomycetes; Polyporales; Phanerochaetaceae. Bases 52 to 2085 code for a protein of 677 amino acids. The transcript is spliced from 11 exons. Gene Ontology annotation, cellular component: cytoplasm; phagophore assembly site. The record is from RefSeq and is a predicted model, not a curated record. Gene Ontology annotation, biological process: cellular response to nitrogen starvation; C-terminal protein lipidation; protein modification by small protein conjugation. Gene Ontology annotation, molecular function: Atg12 activating enzyme activity; Atg8 activating enzyme activity.
GGCGAGUGUGCACUGCGUUGCUUUCUCUGCUUCACGACAAACACUCACGAUAUGGCGAUCAUCCAAUUCCAACCAUUCUCCUCGCUCGUCGAGCCGGCCUUCUGGCAUGCGCUCAACAAUCUCAAGAUCGAUGUCCUCAAACUCUCAGAUGACUUCAUUCCCGUGGCAGCGUCCUAUGCGCCUGGACGUGCCAUCGUCGACAGGGAGACGGGGCAGGAGAUUGCGAUGCCGUCCGCGUUGACACUAGCAGGCGAUGCGUUCACCCAGCAUCCUCAGAUACCCAAGUAUGCCGUACCCGCAUAUGGAUUGUUGAAGAACUACAACACAAUAGAGGAGUUCAAAGCUGCAGAUAAGACUACACUGUUUAACGAGCUGUCAGAUGAGAUAUGGAAGGAUAUCCAGUCUGGCUCUACUUCUAAGCUCACCAAGUUCCUCCUCAUCACCUUCGCCGACCUGAAGAAGUAUCGAUAUUACUACUGGUUCGCUUUCCCCGCCUUCGUUGCAAAGCCUGCAUGGGAGGCAGGUGGCGACUGGCAGAGUGCGUCAGAGACGCUAUCUUCUGAGACGCUCUCCGCAGUAUAUACAGCGUUGCACACCGAACCGCGCCAAUUUUUCCUUGUCCGCACCUCCUCUGCUGCACCCGAGGUUGCACCUAUUGAAGAAUUGCAAAAAUUCUUUGACGGUGUUCCGCCAGAACAUCGUCUCAUUGGCUUUGUCGACCCCUCAGGCGCACCAAGCAACCCCGGCUGGCCACUUCGAAACCUGCUCACUUACCUUGCGCACCGGCACUCACCACUCUUCUCGAUGGACUCCGCGUCUGGGUUGCGAGUCCUGUGCUGGCGCGACGUCGACCCGCCGCAUGAUGGACGGUCGCGCAGUCGCGUCGGCGUCGUUACUGGUUUGGCGAGUGUACAGGGCACGGGCGAGCGUCCAAGUGCCGUUGGGUGGGAGAAGAACCCUCAGGGCAAGCUUGCGCCACGGGUCGCAGACCUAGCGCCGACGAUGGAUCCAAAGAGGCUGGCGGAGCAAGCGGUUGACCUGAAUCUGAAACUCAUGCGCUGGCGGAUACUUCCCGAGCUCGAUCUCGAGCGCGUGGCUAAUGCGCGAUGUCUCCUUCUAGGCGCAGGUACACUCGGCUGCUACGUCGCGCGGAUGCUCAUGGCAUGGGGGGUGCGAACAAUCACAUUUGUUGAUAGUGCGCGGGUGUCGUUCUCGAACCCAGUGCGACAACCGCUCUUUACUUUUGAGGAUUGUCUCGACGGUGGGAAGCCCAAAGCUGCAUGUGCAGCGGAGAACCUGAAGAAGAUAUUUCCCGGCAUCAAUUCUACAGGGCACAACCUCAGUAUACCGAUGCCAGGACACCCAAUUCCGCCCACGUCGCUCGAGCAAACAAAGAAGGAUGUCGAAUUACUGGAGAAGCUCGUCGACGAUCAUGACGUUGUAUUUCUCCUCAUGGACUCGCGAGAGAGCCGGUGGCUACCAACAGUACUCGGCGCGGCGAAGGGCAAGAUUGUCAUGAAUGCUGCGCUAGGCUUUGACACCUUCCUUGUCAUGCGCCAUGGUGCACGCAAAGAGCUCGCGAAGGGCGAGCGGCUUGGGUGUUACUACUGUAACGACAUCGUUGCGCCUGCAGACAGCCUCACGGACAGGACCCUCGACCAGAUGUGCACGGUCACGCGCCCCGGACUCGCAUCCACCGCGUCAUCGACGGCCGUCGAGCUCCUCGCCGCGCUGCUGCAACACCCAGACGGCGUAAACGCACCGGCGCCGGUACCUACGAAGGGUGGCGAGCUGCCUGAUCCGCACGCGUCGGGAAGCGUGCUCGGGCUUGUGCCGCACCAACUGCGGGGCUACCUCGCCGAGUUUCGGACGAUACCUUUACGAGGCGCGGCCUUCUCGCGCUGCACAGGCUGCGGCGACGCAGUGCUGGAGGCAUACGAACGUGACGCGUGGUCUCUUGUGCAGAGUGCCUGCGGCGAGCCUGGAUUCCUGGAACGUCUCACCGGUCUGGAUGAACUGUAUCGCGAGGGAGAGGAGGCGGUGGGCGAUGUUGAGUGGGCGGAUGAGGAUGAUGAAGAUAUGUGAGAUAGAUUUCUGCGAAAGUAGUACCAAAUGUACUUGUAGAUUGGGUUGUAUCCUGGAAUAGCAGCCAGUCAAGA